CCUCCUCUCUCGCCUGCAGCCGAUCGUCCCCUCCCCCCACCCGUCGGGCUCCUCCGCGGCUACUGCAGAGGAUUCAGAGCCGAGUAGCUGAGGAGGAGGAGGCUCCCGUCCCUGCGCGCCAUCCGCCACCUUACUGGACACGGGCGAGGGAGCGAGAGCGUCGCCGCUGUAGCCUCCGGAGAAGAUAAGGGCAUCGCCUCCUGUCGCCUCCGUAGCCGUUUUCGCCUGCAGUGGCUAGCCGGAUCCUCAGUCUUCCACAAUGAACCCUGUUUACAGCCCCGUGCAGCCUGGGGCUCCUUAUGGCAACCCUAAGAACAUGGCCUACACGGACACAAGAAGGUGGCCAUCUGCAAGCCAGGAAGACCUGUCACUAGAACCCAACCAUGCUGACAUCUUGAUCUGGACUUCCAGCCUCCAGAACUGUUACCCUACAGCCUACCCGGCAGCGGCCCCUGCCUACAAUCCCAGCCUGUACCCAACCAAUAGCCCCAGUUAUGCUCCAGAGUUUCAGUUCCUGCAUUCAGCUUAUGCCACUCUGCUGAUGAAACAGGCCUGGCCACAGAACUCGUCUUCCUGUGGCACUGAAGGCACCUUCCACCUCCCAGUGGACACCGGGACCGAGAACCGAACUUACCAAGCAUCCUCUGCGGCUUUCAGAUAUACUGCAGGGACUCCAUACAAGGUCCCACCGACCCAGAGUAAUACUGCUCCACCCCCCUACUCCCCAUCACCCAACCCCUAUCAGACGGCCAUGUAUCCAAUCAGAAGUGCCUACCCCCAGCAGAAUCUGUAUGCACAGGGAGCCUACUAUACACAGCCGGUGUACGCUGCCCAGCCCCAUGUCAUCCACCAUACCACGGUCGUCCAGCCCAACAGCAUUCCCUCUGCCAUCUACCCGGCGCCUGUUGCUGCCCCCAGGACCAAUGGCGUGGCCAUGGGCAUGGUGGCCGGCACCACCAUGGCAAUGUCAGCAGGUACUCUGCUGACUACACCCCAGCACACCGCGAUUGGGGCACACCCUGUGUCCAUGCCAACAUACAGGGCCCAAGGAACCCCUGCGUACAGCUAUGUGCCCCCGCACUGGUAAAACCUUCAGCCCAUCCAAAUCUGGAGUCACACAUUGUAUGCAACUACUCAAGUCUUACACCGGUGCUGGAGCAGCUCCCUAGCAGCACCACCUCUAUUUUCAAGAAGAGACAACAGAAGUGCAAGGGUCACUUUAUGCAUCUUUAAUGAUUUUGGUUUUUAUUUUUGGUUUUUGUAAAAGCUGCUUUUUCUAAUCUCCUGCCUUUCCCCCUAGCCCCCCUCUUAGCUGCUGCCCUUUCAGCUGUACCCACUUCUACCUGAUCAGGCCACAUCCCCUCAGCACUACUUUUUUCCCCCAAGCAUCUAGUCCCCAAGAUCCCAGUCUAGUGGCAAGCAGAGCGGGGUUUAUUGCAGUGGUUCAGCUGAAGGCUCAACUUCAUUUGAAGAAUAUAAACAGAUGUGGCCCUCAAGUCCUGGGUCAGAACUCAGAGCUGUUGAGCAGGCAGCAUCUCUGGGUAAUUGUUCUUUUUCUUUCUUUCUUUCUUUCUUUUUUUUUAAGCAAAAUUAGUUUUAGGACAUUUCUACACAAAUGAAAUGUCUUCUAAGAACCAUUGCAGCAGACCAAGAACAAAACCACCUGAUUAUGUAGGAAUGUUAUUAGCAGCUCCAUGAGAACCUGGGGAAACCAGAGUCUUUGGGAGAAUUGGGAGAAGGGUGGGGGGAGGGGGCAUUGGGGAAGGAGAGGGAAGAAAGGGGAGAGAGGUGCUUGCCUGAUGGCUUUGGUUUGAAAGGUCUCUGACCAUAUUUCUGGGCCUGGACCUUCUGAUUUGCACAGUGAUGAUAACUGACCUGGCACUUCCUCAAAAGGGGAUUUUGACCUCAGACCUGCCAAGCAGCUGCAGGGUAGUGGGAUCCCAGCAUCCUGAGGACUUGAAAGGCCAGGUUCCCUGCAUAAUCCAGACCUUGGCCUCUGAGCCCUCACAGACCCACUCUGAUGAGGAGCUUCCUCCUGAUUUGAGUGGGAACCUGUGGCAUUUCUCUCCCUUUCCCUUCUGCCCUUCCCAGUACCAGGGCUCACCUGUCUGUCUAUGGGGCUGGCAGACGGGCCAGGCUCCUGGUUACCUUGCGCCAUUCAUGGCCAAAGUGAAGGAACCACAUUCCAGGUGGGUGCUGGUGGCUCUGAAGGUCAGGUUAGUGAAGGAAAAGCAAUAGCAAUAAACAUUUCAUAGACUCAUGGAACUUAAGGGACCUUAGCAAUCAUCUCAUCCAUUUCCCUGUUUGACAGAUGAGGAAACUGAGGCCCAGAGAAGAAGAAAGGACUUCCCUAGACCUCGCAGUAAAUUAGCAUUAAAUGCAGCCUUCCUACCUAGUAGUAUGUUGCCUACAAAAUUUACCUAGGGAUGGAUUGGCUUGGUUUUGUAAAAAUUAAGUCAGCAGCGCUCACACCUGGUGAGCUCCAGAAUGCUCUCUGGGCUCUUGUUUCUGCUCCUUACCCUCACGGACUCCAGAGGUAUGGGUUGAAGACUGAUCUGAGGCUACAUGGGGCAGAUGGCAGGAACAGAAAUUGCAAAUGAAGAAAUAGCAUUUGGAAAUUCUGUGAAGACAUCUGGAACUUUCGUCCUGUGCCUGACUCCACCCCUAGGAAAAGGAGCAGGUGGGCUGGCUGAAAAGGAGAGGCCAUGCUUUUAGGACAGUAGCCCCUCAUCCUGAGAAGAGAGGAAGAGAGUGGGAGCCAUCAGGAGAGGAGGACGAGGAUAAGGCCCAGCAGACAUGGGCUCACCUGGGAGAAGAGGGACCCCUAGGACAAAGAGGCCCCUGCUAGUCUCAGCCAGGAGCCUGGAUUGCCCAGCACCAUCCUCUUGUACCCAGCAGCCCCUCUGGGGUGGGGCAGGAACAUUUUACUGUACAAAGUGGGAUCAUUGACAACAUUUGGGAUUUUUAAAAUAACUUCAUUUUAAAUUCUUGUAAACUUGGACAUAUCAUUGCCCCUAUCUUCCAUUUCUCCCCUCAAGGAGGAAAAAAAUCAGGAAACCCUUGGGUCAGAAAGACCUCAGAAACCGUCUAGCUGUUCCCAGGAGAUCAGAGCCCACAGUGUCCUUGGCCCAGUGCCAGGAGUUUGGGGGCCACCUUCCUGACCUUCCAGGGAACUUCAAGACUAGAAAGAGAAAACCCAGCUAUUCUGAGAGGUCUGUUCUGGGGUGCUUGAUGAGGUUUUAUUUUAAAACAACAGAAAGUUUUCCAGUGUUAAUCCAUUUUUUGCAAAUACUUCCUCCCACCCUCUUUGGUUUCAUAAAGGUGGGUGAAGGCUGUUCUAGAUUAUGUCGUAUGUGUUUGGAAAAUGCCAAAAUAAUAAUAAUGAUAAUAAUAGGAAACAUUUGUCAGGUGCUUCAUAGAUUUCAAAGCACUUCACAGCCUUUAAUUUACAGGUCCAGGGAGAGACAGGGUCAGUUAUUCCACCCAUUUGACAAAUGAGAAUACAGGUUGUAGAAGAAAGGGAAUGGGCCUGAAGUGAGCUGAAUGCUGGGGUCCUGACAGGCUUCCAUGACCCUGUCGCCUCGUGGGCUGGGUGGAACUACAGAGAGGAGGGGGGAAAGGAAGAGACCUAGGAAUGACCUUAUAACUUUUGUUCUUUCUACACCCAUAAGUAAAAACUAACAUCUGUACCUCACAUUGCACAGAGCAGUUUAAUAUAUAGCAUGUGGUUAACCCUGAGAAAUGGUGAUUAUGCCUCCUAUUUGAUCCAUAAGGAAACCAAGGCUCAGAAAUAAGCAGCAGAACCACUUGAAUCCCAGGCUGUGUGCUCUUUCUCUUCCAGCCUGACCCCCACAGGCCCAUGUACUGAAGUGUCUAUGCUCAGCACCUUAUCUUGUACCCCCGGUGUACAAUUCAGGAUCAGAGAGAAGCUCUGAGGUAAAGAUAAGGCAUUGAAAAGCUAUGGUCUGGAGGGCCCAGCCCAGAACCCCUUUGUCAGUAUAAGCAGUGGAGCCACAGCUGAGCUGGCCUUGCCCUCUUUGUUUUGACAGAAAUCCAUAAGCCUGGCCAAGCUUAGGGAGUCACUACAAAGGGAUCUAGCCCUGGAGAACAGGGCAGUGUCUGCCUCUGAUUGGAUGAGCCCAGCUCUGGCAAAGGUCACAGGCUUCUGGCAGGAGAUACUGUAAAUAUCAACCAAAGAUUCUGGAUGGCCCCAUGGUCAAACUGGACAGAAGGUCAAAGCUGGAAGGGUCUUCUUGUCACAGGAAGGCAGGCAAACCAGACAACACAAGGGACAUGCACAUGUGACUUAGCCAUGACAUGCAAGCCCUCUCAAUCCCAUGCUACUGCCUCUCCCCAGCUAAGCAUUUUGGUGGCCAGGAGAGGAGGACGAGGAGUGAAAUUGGUUCCAAUCACCAGACAACACUGUGGUUUCCCCUAUUGCCCCCUGACCGGCCUGGGGCCCAGGAAGCUCAUCUAGGAGCUGGGUUCCCCAAAUGAUGAAAGCCUGAAACUUCAUUUUUUUGCCAUGCUUAAAAAAAACCAAAACGUGUUUCUGUGAGAUAGACAGUUGCUGUCCCUUCAGGCAAUGAACCUAAAGUACAUACCCUCUUCCCUGAAUAUUCAACAGGGAUGCACACACCUGUCCAAAGCUUUUUAGGUAUAUAAAGUACUUUGAUGUUGAUUGCCAAAACUUCCAUUUUAUACAUGAAAAAACUAAUGUUUUUCGAGAGUUAAGAGAGGUUAAGAGACUUGCCAAAUGACACACUACACAGGGCUCAUGAGCGAAAGAGCCAAGGUUCAAGCUGUUCAAAUCCUCUGCUCUUUCUGCUGCCACCUACUGGGUCUUUCAGUGACAGGCUAGAAGAAGGCAGGGGCUCCCUGUCUGCCCCAAGCAGAGGAAACUUUAUGGAGGCCUGGGAAGCUCAGUGCUCUCACAGGAGCAGAUUUUUAUGAAUUUCUGCUUUGAACCAAAAUCUGUGAUAGGCCCUGGGAACCCAGAGGUGUAUCCAGCUGGUAGCACAGAAAGGAUGAGAAUUUGGAUCACACGGCUAACUUGAAAAAAGCACUUUGCAGUCACAGUGCCCAGGACUGAAGACAUGUUCAAGGAUAGCUCCAGGCACCUUUUUCUAUUGAAAGACCCAUGUCUCUCGGAAACCUGCAGCACCCUGGCUUUGUGACCCCUGAAAGCCUGCCCACUAUCCAGAUCCAGCAAGUUGGCACUUCUAGGGGGCCUGCCAUAGCCCUGAAUAGCCAAAAACAGAUCUUGUCUGGAGUCCUGGGCUUGCUUUUUCAUGGGUGAGACCAGGAGCAAGCACCAAAUGAGUAGGCUCUGUACAUCCUAGUCCUUUCCCUUGCCACCCAAAUUUUUCCAAAUUUUGAGGUAACCUCCUUCCAGAAAUCUGAAGGUGUUUUGGAGGGCUUGGUUUGUCUAAAUGGACUUCAAAAAUGAACCACGUGAGACAGGAUGAGCCCCUUGGUCACCAAUUUCUUGUAUACUGUAUAUAGACUGGACGUGUCCUUGCUGACUGAGCAAGACCAGCAUAUCAAAUUCUUUGAGUCUGCUCUUUUGCCAGAGGGCACAGGCUUCACUGUGGGUGUCAUCACCACCACCUCUGGUCUUCGUCACCAUACAGUGACUCUAAAGUGGAGUGGAGUGAGGUACAUGCAAGCUCUGCUUUUCUGCCCCAUAUCAACAUGUCACCACUGGUUGUGCAGCCCCUAGCUUCUUGUCAUCUUGGGAUUCCAGAAUGGGUAAAGCAGGCCUGGUGCUGGUGUGCAAGCCCCACCCACCGCUGAAAGCCAGGGUCUGUGGGGAAACCCAGCUACUCUAACUGGGCAGAUUCCACAUCCGAGCCUCUAAGCGCUUGUGCUUCUGUUGGGUGUGCCAGGCUAGCUUCAGGAUGUGUCCUGUACCCAUCCAUGUCCCCACUCCUAGAAAACGCUUCUGAAAUUCAACAUUACAUGAUUCCAGGACCCAGCCUUCAAAAUUCCUGGCAGGCUAGCUUCAACAUUCCAUGGCCUGCCUUGCCUGGGCCACACUUGGGUCUCAGUCCUUCAGUUUCUCCCGUGGGUAUUUCCUAUCUUGCGUGUUGUUGAGUCCAGCCCGGCAGCCAGCCAAGGAGCACAGGAGAUGAGACUGGCCGCCACAGGGCCAGGGAGGGACACAACAGCCCCCGCUUCACUGUGGCUGCACCGAUAAUCCCUAGGUGUCCUUGCUGUGGCAGUCCCUUUACCCAUUCCAGCCCCCAGAGGGGGAAUUUUUCUUCCUGAACAGAACAGAGGUAACAGCUUGGCAGAUAAGUACCAGCUCAUGGAAAUCAAAUAGGUGAAAUCAGCUUUGGGCUGACCCCAGCAAGAUGAGCAUCCUCCAGGUUCCGACCGCUCAUGCCUGAGAGUCACGGAAAGAGUGAGACUGGCCCAGAGGUCUCCUCGGGUCAGCCAGGUUGCCCAAAUCUGUGUGGUGGCUCAAGCUCCUCUUAGCCAAGGGGAGGCAAGGCUAUGCCUAGCACCUUGGAGUUGUCUGUGAUGAUCUUAAAAGGCCCGGACCAGUGUCAGUCCCCUUCCUGACUUCAAGGCAUCUGGAUCCCUUUCAUAUCAUGACAGAGAAGCCUGUUCUCAUGGCAUGUAAUCCCUGUGAAGAGAGCGUUGUAUAUGAUUUUGUAUUUUUUAAUUCAUUUUAAUCUACAGGUUGGAAUCUAAUUUUUAAAUUUUAUUGGAACUCACAUUUUAAAAACAAAUAAAAACAUUUAAAAUAAUCAUAAUAAUAAAAAACUUUUGACCAGUG
This is a messenger RNA of Marmota monax (woodchuck), 6784 nucleotides long. It is a transcript of the gene Fam168a, whose product is annotated as family with sequence similarity 168 member A. The transcript has 10 exons. Bases 260 to 1087 code for a protein of 275 amino acids. Gene Ontology annotation, biological process: positive regulation of base-excision repair. Lineage: Eukaryota; Metazoa; Chordata; Mammalia; Rodentia; Sciuridae. The record is from RefSeq and is a predicted model, not a curated record.